This is a messenger RNA of Stylonychia lemnae, 1185 nucleotides long. The record is from the annotation of a GenBank genome assembly. Lineage: Eukaryota; Ciliophora; Spirotrichea; Sporadotrichida; Oxytrichidae.
AUGGGAAACUGCGGAGGAUCACAGAAAGAGCUAUCUUUGGAUCUAUAUAUGAAAAGUAUAACUUUCAUCUCUUAUUAAUUCCUUCAGAGUAUCACCCAACUCAAAGAAAACUUAACAGCAAUAAUUUUGAACUCAAUAAGAAGUGUUGUUGAUCUAGGCUUGAAAUAAGAAGAACAUGAACCUAAAGAGGAACAGUCAUAUAAGAUUAAGAUUAAGAAAGAAUUGAUGAAUGAAGGAUUAAGAAUUGGAAACAAGUCAUCUUUAAGAGUCUAUAAUAUCAAUCAAGGAAAAAGACCUGCUGUAGUAUCAGCAUCACCUUAGGCUAGAAAUGGCAAUUAAGAAUAAAAAUCUGUAGAUGGAGGUGUCAGUAGAUUUGACAACGAUUAAAACCCAUAUGAUGUAAAUCUUCUCAACCCAAAGGAGGCAAUUCUAUUCUCAUAGACCGUGUAAAAGUUCAAUUUCAAUGAGUUUACAGCAUACACUCAAAGACAUGCUAUUAUCACCAAGACUGCUAUUAGAAUUUAUGAAAGCAAAGAGAAGGCGAUAUCCACUUAUGGAAAGCCAAUGAUUGCCAUCCCAUUAAAUGCAGUCAGCAAAGUCUAGAGAACUUCAUUUGAUACUAAGGAAGAUGCCAGACUUGAUAGAGUUGAAUAAAAAACUAGAGACCUCAAUAAAAAUCUAUUCGAACUGAUAUUGAAAGAUGAGUUCUUACCAAUCUAUACUCACUAAGCAUAUACUAAGGUUUUUAAGGAUACUUCAGUUGUGAUGGAAGUUUCACCUGAUAAGAGAAGAUCGUCUGUAGGAGCAAUGUUUAGAAAGGGAGCUCAGAGUCCAGGCAGAACAAGUAACACCUCUAAAAUGUCAACUUCUCAAAUCGGAAUUGGCUAGCAAUCACCUAGAAGAUUUGGAACUCAACUAGAAAUGCAUAAGAAAACUGGAGUUGAGUUGAGAGAGUCCCCCAGCAAAGGCUCAAAGAUUGUGAUGAAAUACAUUAAUAAUUAUCAAGAUGUUGGCCCAAUUCUCCCACAGAAAGCUAUUUCAUACAAUGACCUUGUUGAGCUAUCAAAAGCGAUUGAUAAGAAAGAGACAUGGGUCAGAUCAGAUCUCAGACUUAUUUUCGCUAUAGAAGAUUCAUAAUUAGUUGAUGAAGCCAUUGAAACUCUCUAGGGUAUUAUUGCAGAAUGA